CAAGAUGUUGGCAGUGGUUUUGCUUAUUUUAUUAGGACUCGGAGGAUUCUCCGCCACCACAGCUAUACGAAUCAAAGGAAACUCCAGCGAAGGAGGAAUUUUCAGGGAUCAGCGGAUCAUUGGAGGUCAGGCUGCUGAUGAGGGCUUUGCCCCAUAUCAAAUAUCCCUGCAGGGCAUCUCCGGUGCUCAUUCCUGUGGUGGAGCUAUAAUUUCCGAGCGAUGGGUACUCACAGCCGCUCACUGCGUAGUCAAUGCCAAUAUCCAAUGGCUGGUGGUCGUCACAGGUACCAAUCAGUAUAACCGACCGGGAGGUAGGUAUUUCCUAGAAGCCAUCCACAUCCACUGCAACCAUGAUAAUCCUGCAAUGCACAAUGACAUCGCGCUGCUGCACUUGAUUGAGCCGAUUGUGUGGGAUGAACGCACCCAACCGAUUCCACUGGCCCUGGUUCCCAUGCAGCCGGGUGACGAGGUGAUCCUUACUGGCUGGGGAUCCACGGUCCUCUGGGGCAGCAGUCCCAUCGAUCUCCAGGUUCUCUAUCUCCAGUACGUUCCGCAUCGGGAGUGCAAGGCCUUGUUGAGCGACGAUGAGGACUGCGAUGUGGGCCACAUCUGCACCUUUUCGAGACUGGGAGAGGGUGCCUGCCAUGGAGACUCCGGCGGACCCCUUAUCAGCAAUGGUUACCUCGUCGGACUGGUCAACUGGGGAUGGCCCUGUGCCACUGGACUUCCGGACGUCCAUGCCAGUAUCUUUUACUAUCGGGAUUGGAUACGAAAGGUCAUGAGUGGGAAUACGAAAUGUACUGGCUUUGGCUCUUACCUGGCCUAAAGGUCCCAUACUGUAAGGCUAUCGAUGCCCAUAAAGUAUACCAGUUUAUAAGGCCUCGAUAAAAUAGCCCUCGAUAAGAAAUGGCUAAUUAAUAAAGUUUUGAUAGCGAU
Messenger RNA from Drosophila rhopaloa, 936 nucleotides. RefSeq names its product chymotrypsin-2. The record is from RefSeq and is a predicted model, not a curated record. Gene Ontology annotation, molecular function: serine-type endopeptidase activity. The coding region runs from base 5 to 826 and encodes 273 amino acids. Gene Ontology annotation, biological process: proteolysis. Lineage: Eukaryota; Metazoa; Arthropoda; Insecta; Diptera; Drosophilidae. The transcript has 2 exons.